Messenger RNA from Daucus carota subsp. sativus, 1033 nucleotides. RefSeq names its product transcription factor MYB123. The record is from RefSeq and is a predicted model, not a curated record. The coding region runs from base 81 to 935 and encodes 284 amino acids. Lineage: Eukaryota; Viridiplantae; Streptophyta; Magnoliopsida; Apiales; Apiaceae. The transcript has 3 exons.
GAAUUUUCAAUCUUGAGGCCCUUUAAAAGGAUUAAUGGUGCACAUGCAUUUAGUUUGUGUUUCCAUCUGGGAAGAGAGAAAUGGGGAGGAGGCCUUGCUGCUCCAAGGAAGGACUCAACAGAGGAGCAUGGACUGUUAGUGAAGAUACAGUUCUUACAGCUUAUGUUCAAGAACAUGGAGAAGGAAACUGGAGGAAUCUUCCCUCUAGAGCUGGUUUGAAGCGAUGUGGUAAGAGCUGCAGACUUAGAUGGCUAAAUUACCUUCGUCCAGACAUUAAAAGAGGCAACAUAUCAGAGGAUGAAGAGGACCUUAUUAUUAGACUUCACAAGCUACUCGGAAACAGAUGGUCAUUGAUUGCUGGAAGGCUUCCAGGUCGAACAGACAAUGAAAUUAAGAACUACUGGAACAGUACUCUUAGUAAAAAAGCACAAGGGAUGCUUCGAAAAUCUUCUGCAUCAUCAAAACUCUGUUCAGAUCGCAAAUCUAUAGUGAAAAAUCCCAAGACAAAGCUUGAGAGAUCCAAGCAACCUGUUUCACCAAAAUCUGCAGUCCGAUUUAACUCCUUGAGACACAUUAAAGUUGUCCCCGCAAUGUCAUCUCCAAGUAGUCCCUCUAAUAUCUCAGCAUUCUAUAAUUUACAAGAUCUUCAAGAACUUCCAAAGGAUUGGACAAACACAGCCCACAAGCUUGACAAUUCAGAGGUGGAGGCACUGACAUCAUGCCAUGAAGAAAACGCGAUGGAAGAUUAUGGUUGCAAGAAUGAUUUAAACGAGGGUGGAUUUGAUCAUUCUCUCAGUGUUUCUGACGCGAUGAAUCAAGAUUGGACAACAAAUGACUUUCUUGAAGGCAAUGCCAUAAUAGACUUAGAUUCUUUGUUCUCAUUUCUUAAUGAUGAGGAGUGGCCCUUUGUAAAUGAUUCUUCUAUUAAUGUAUGAUCUGCAUUCAUUGUAAAAUUGUAUGCCUGAAUUGACAAAUUAUAUGAUUGUUUGAUUUGUACUGACAAACAUUAGCAACAAAUUGACAUGAAGCUGAA